GCUCCACCUGUGUCAUUAGGUCACUUUUGAAAUACUGUACCAGAACUUCUCAUGCGAACAUUAACAUAUUUCAUUAUUCUGCCUCAACAAUCAUGCAAGGCUAUUUCAAUAAAAGCUUUUAGUAUUAUCUUUGCCUUGAUCAGUAGUAUAAGUUUGUGAACCUCCACACUUCAAAGUCAUUCUUUUGCAAUUACCAGAAGGCUCAUUGAUAAAGAAAAUUUCCUUCUCAAAACCACUUGGAUCGAUUUUGGCUUGGCCUUCUCUGCGAUUACCAAUUACGCUAGCGAAAAAUGUCUUCUACAUAUGCGAACGAUUCAGAUCGCUUUUCUGUAAAAGUUUGGCCAGAGCCUUUACCAGAAUGGACCCACGCAAUUGAAGAAUGGAAUUGGAUGUGGUUUGCCCACAUCUAUGGCUUUGCCAGCCUUUUCACUCUCCUCACGUUAUACGCUUUCUGUUCUCUUUUCCGGUUUCGAAGAAUGGCUGGUGCGAAACAGAAGGUCCACUUGUUGUUCGUGAGCUGUGCAGUGAUCACUGCGGGACUCGGGCGGGCUCUUGUUCUUUUUUGGGAUCCUUACACUUCGAAGAAAUCUUCGUCUGCGAUUCAAAAUUUAGCUGUUUUCAUUUCUUGGGGGAUUGGAACAGCUUGUAUCACCUCAGCGUUCAGUAUAAUUCUUUUAAUCUUCUUAGAAACAACCAAAAUCACUUUGGGACCACCGAAGCUUCAAAACCUGCCCCUCUUGGUUUCGAUCACGCUUGCGAACAUCGUUUACGUGUCCGUGUCUGAUGUUGUGGUUUGGUUUUAUUCAAAAGCUAAAGUCAUGAUUUUUAUCUGCCACAUUACUUUCGUCAUCUGGGGUCUCGCUCUUUCUGUUGGUUAUUUUAUUGCGGGCUUUCGGAUGUGGCAAAAUUUAAAUUCGACAUUGCAAGCUCGGAACUUCACCGAUCGGGAUAUCGGAAAACUGAAGCGUUUGUUUUUCUUCAUGAGUGCAGCCUCUGUUUUUGGUUUGGGUAACUUCUCCAUUUCCUUGUACGUAAGCGUUGGAGAGCUUGGUGUUUUCGCAAGCGACAGGUUUGCUAAAAGUUGGCCGUGGUUUUCCAUGCAAACAAUUUUGAGAACAAUGGAAAUCAUUCUCUGCGGUUUGAUCUUUCAAAUCGCCGCCGACAACCGAAAAAACUACCAACAGGAAUCUCCCAGGCGGUCCAAUUUCACCUGCAGAGGGAACUCGAUUGAGCCGGCGACUAAGUUAAACAGCAUCGCUUAGCACAAAGUUAAAAGAAUCUCUAAGAGGAGUCAAAAUCGCACUCAAACUCCGCAAAGAUUAAUCAUUAAACUUCCACGAAAAAGUUGUGCUUUUGAAGUUUGAAAAAACCUCACUUGAUUUUCGAUUACUAGAUGCCGGAUGUACGUGUACGUGGAUAAAUAUUGUGAAAGUACAGGUGCAUAAAGACGUAUAAUUUACUUACCGCACGUUUAACAAGGAUCACGUUUUUCUUGUGACGGUUUCAAAAGUUAGCAGAAUUUUUCUUCAAGCUAAAUGGUAGCUAAUAGUUGUGAACGGAAAUCCUCUUUGAAAGAUUUCCGUGUAGGAAUAGCAAGGGCCUAUCAAUUUUUUUAAAUCUAUCCCAGUCCGGAAAUUAGAUGUCUAUUGUGGGAUCUGUCAAGGGAAAAAAUAGAUCCUGGUGGGCUUCGACUGAUUGUUUCAGGAGGUUCCUGACAGAACUAAGAAAUCUAAAUGCUUGUUCAACCACAAUUACUUUUUUUAUUAUUAUCACUCAAGAGUACAGCAACAUUCACACAGGGCUUUCAAGUAAAUUUUCCUAAAAUUUGAAAUCCUUGUCUCAUUGUCCAUCAGCAAAGUGAUGAUUAAAAAAACAGACUCCUUUGAGCAGGAGAUAAUUUCAUUGAGUCCCGCUGGGGGAAGAAGAUAGUAUGUGACGCGCAAAUUGAAGCUCUGAUCAGGGUAAGUAUUUUUGAGAAAGCAGACCGUAUAUUGUUUCAAUUCUUUGGUUAUUCACAAAACUCCAACCGUGUCUCUCUUAUCUCACUGAAUUAGUAGUUUUAAUCAAAGUCACACUGUGGCGAGCCUGUGGAUAUACUGUGCGGAAGAUAAUUAGACUAUACAGUCGUUGCAGUAAAAGUCAAUGAACCUGUGAUCGCACAGAAGAAACAGAAUUUUGGCGUCAUCCCCAUGAGUCCUUUUCCAUAACGAUUCAUUUCCAAUCCCCUCAUUGCUCUUUUCUGUGCUUCGCCUAUCCACAAGUGAAUGAGGUUUGUAGUAAACAUGAUGUGAACCUGUUAUGGUGUUAAAAAGAAUUAACUCAGUUAGGUGUUAAUGAAGCAGGGUUUCUUGAGCCGAGUUACGUAAUUCCCAGAUCGGAUUUAAGAGGUGUAUGAAGCAUGCUUUCCUGUUUUAAAUAUUAAUUUUUUGUAGAUUUUAAUUUCGAGUGACAUUAAAGUUUCUUUCGGUUGGCCGUUUUAAUCCAGGAGUGAGUUUCUUUGCGCACGGACAGAAGAGAACCCACAUGAGCAGUUCAGUCCCUGAAGUGUCGAGUUCUUUUUUCUUUGUCGCACGCUCGCGAUAUCAUCCUUUAUUUCAUAUCCAUGCUAAAAAGAUAUAUUUGAUUAUUUUUACUUACACAUGUUACGCAACGCUUCAAGGCACUCUUGUGGAAGAGUAUCACGUAUGACCCUAGUGACUGUCUGGUUCACAGUAAAGACUCUGUAGCUCAGUGGCAGAGCAUAGAAGAACGGAAUACGGAGAUCGAUGUAAGGUUCAGUUAAUUCCUCAUAAAAACCUGACUCAGAUCUUAAGUUAUCCCACGCCAGACGCAAAACAUCUUUCUUCCUCUCAGUAGCGAAUUAAAAAGAAAAAAAAAAAUUCCCCCUUCAGCUAUGUUGUUUCUUUUCGUUCCGAAACGUACUAGAUCAUCGCGGAUCAUCGAUUCCUUAUAAAAGCUGAGAUACUUAAUUAUUCUGCCCAAGAUGCGAAACAGCAUUCUUCCUCUGAGUAGCGAAUCAAAAAAAAACUUUUUUUUCCAAUGCUAUUUUGUCUCUGUUCCUUCCGAAACGCACCAGUCAUUGUGGAAAUAAGACCUGUAACGAGGAGAUUGUAGGAUUCUGACGCUUGAAGAAAUAGGAAAUAGUUGUGUUUACGAAUUUCCAAGUUGGAUUCGUAAACAAUUCGUUUGAAAUUAUAGCCAAACAUUGCUAUGAUACUU
This is a messenger RNA of Stylophora pistillata, 3219 nucleotides long. RefSeq lists its product as uncharacterized. Lineage: Eukaryota; Metazoa; Cnidaria; Anthozoa; Scleractinia; Pocilloporidae. The record is from RefSeq and is a predicted model, not a curated record.